Messenger RNA from Papilio xuthus (Asian swallowtail), 1590 nucleotides. Its product is annotated as transmembrane protein 127. The transcript is spliced from 5 exons. The record is from RefSeq and is a predicted model, not a curated record. Gene Ontology annotation, biological process: negative regulation of TOR signaling; negative regulation of cell population proliferation. Bases 104 to 961 code for a protein of 285 amino acids. NCBI's taxonomy places the organism in Eukaryota, Metazoa, Arthropoda, Insecta, Lepidoptera, Papilionidae. Gene Ontology annotation, cellular component: membrane.
CUUCAUAUUUUUCAAUUCUGUCAAAUGCAAACAAAUGUCAAAAUAAUAUAUUUCAGUCACAGAAUAGGAUAUAUGUUUUGAAAACAUUUGUGUCACCAACACUAUGGGAUGUCUGACAUGGAUUAGAGGUCUCAAAAUACAAUUGCCCUUUAAGGAUAAGGAGUUAAACAAGAUUGCGGCAUUCUUCAAUGUGAUUACAUUCUUGUUGACGUGCGCAGCUCUAGUACAACCCAGUUGGUUUAGGAUUAAAGGUCUGCAUUGUACACAGAGCCUCUCACCCGCACAAUUCUUUACAUUUGAUGAUGAUGAUGAUGAUAAUGAUCAGCUGACACUACAUCAGAAUAAAGAAUAUGAUCCAAUCAAUAGAUCUGAUUUCAAUGGUCUACCACCGUGUACGACUCCGGAGAUAAUAACACUAAUGAGGGUGUUAAUAUUACUGUGUUUUAUGGUGUUGUUGUGCUCAUGUAUCGGUGUACUCAUCAAUCUAACAAGUCUCAAUAGCAAAGCUAUAAAAAUUCUGCGACGGAACGCCAUACCGAGCAUAAUGUGUGUGUUUUGGGUAAUCGCCAUUGUUGGCGUGUGCUACUACACAACAGUUGUGCUCGGUAACGUCAACAAUAGCGACCCAAACACAAUACAAGUCGACUACGAGUAUGGAUUCUACACAAUAACAGGAGCAGGAGCUCUCGCUUUGUUAGCGUCUGCCGCUAAUUUGUGGGGAGCACCAUUGUCUAAUGAUGAAGAUCUGCAAAGGCGGAACUUGAUGGAAGACUGGGAUGGGUACGAGGCCCACAGCGUGGGACCUACACCGGCGGUGCCCACGCUGCCCCCCUACACGCCUACUGCCGACUAUAUAUCCACAUUGCCCUCAAACUUUGCCCCACCAGUACUCGGCACACAGCAAUACUUCCCUUUUGAUGAUCUUUCCAUUUUACCCCCACCGCCGCCUUACACGCCUUAGGCUUUUUAAUUACAGUAAGAACCGUUUAAUACAACAUUAGUGGAAACGGUAUACCGGUUAUAACGUCCUAGGCUAUUCCGGAAUGUCGUCAAUCCCUUUGAUGUCGUUUUAUUCGGGUUUAACUGUAUGUUAGUCGUUUACUAAUUAAAUUUUAAGGCUUGUGACAAAAUCUCUAUGUGACACCAAUUGGUACACGAUAAUUCGAAUAUUUUUUUAAUUUAGUGUCAUGUUUAACUAAAUGCUCCUAAAUAACUAAGGUUAAAAAAUAUUUAACAAUCACAAACACUUUUAUAAUUUAUAAAAGUCAACGAGAUUUCCAAAUCGGUAAUCUGAUAAAACUGCACAAAAAAUUAACUCAGCAAACAUUAAAUUCGCUAAAAUAGCGAAAAGGCCGGUACCCUUAGACAUCCGCAUUUGAAGACGAACAAUAAGAGAUUCUUCUUCCUUUGCGUGUCCUCUGUCAAAUUCAUCUCCCGUUCUUUACAAGGAAACUGUGGGUAGAAGUAGUGGAACAAGGCCAAAAUUAGGCAUUACCAGACAAUCCAUAAAAUAAUUAUAACAAAGGGAUCAAACUAAUUAUUCACCUUGAUUUUAAGCCAAGUAACACCAUAAAUUUUCUACCAUCCAAA